This is a messenger RNA of Spodoptera frugiperda (fall armyworm), 6306 nucleotides long. It is a transcript of the gene Zir, whose product is annotated as dedicator of cytokinesis protein 7. Gene Ontology annotation, biological process: small GTPase-mediated signal transduction; positive regulation of GTPase activity. The transcript has 40 exons. Gene Ontology annotation, molecular function: guanyl-nucleotide exchange factor activity. Bases 140 to 6028 code for a protein of 1962 amino acids. The record is from RefSeq and is a predicted model, not a curated record. NCBI's taxonomy places the organism in Eukaryota, Metazoa, Arthropoda, Insecta, Lepidoptera, Noctuidae.
UAAAUGUCAAAGCAUCAAUGGAAAUGUCAAAUCUGUAAACAAGAAUUUCGUGGAUGUUUGUUUUUUAACGGAAUCUUAUGUGAAAUAAUCAAUAAAUAACAGUUUGUAUUGAGUAAGAAGUUUAUUGAAGUUAUUUUAGAUGACUCUUGGACGUAAAUACCAGCAAUCUUCCGGGAAUGCUGGGGACGCUCGUAAGGUAUAUUCUAACCAGUCGAAGGUCGGGACUCUAUCUGGUUGCUCGUCUUCUGUAUCACUGUGCGACAUGAUUGAGCCACCGGACUAUGAGGAGGUGUGUGACCGGCUCAUGGGGGAGAAGGACCCCCUGGCCUACCCAGCGGUGGACAUGGAGCUCUGCAACGUGCCCCGCCGCAUCAGAACCAUCAACCAUAUCCUGCCUGAUGAAGAUCUUGCAAAAGCCCCGAUGUUCGUCCGCGACUGCAUCCGAUGUUACACGACGGACUACACGGUGGUCGAGUACAAGUACCGCGCGUACUCGGGCUCCACCUGCGGCCGGGAGCGGCUGGGCGAGCGCCUGGAGCGCCUGCAGGCUGGCCCCCGGCAUCAGUACGAAAUUGAUGCUGAACCAUCUAGUAUUGAGGAACAUCAGUCUGAAUCUCAACCAUCAAGCGGCCGUCAGUCAGUAGCAUCUAUGUCAUCCUCGUCCUCCUGCAACGAGACCCUCACUCCGCGCGGCUCGUGGGCCAGUCUGGACCUCCGGAGCUCCUCCUCAGACCCUCUGCUACCUGACCUCUUUGAGAGGAAACCUCCGGAACAGAUCGAUGCCCUUAAUGAAGCUAGGAGGUUAGAGAACCGUCAAGCAGAUCUCCUGGGUCUGUACACUCCGUACUUGGAUGAGGAGGAGGCGGUGGAACGGAGGCUGGCGGCUGAGAUGCCGAGCGAGAUCAUGGGGCACAGGAUCUUGGUGGUCUGCCAUCAGCUCAAGCUGGAACUAGACGUGGAACCACUGUUCGCUUCCAUGGCAGUCUAUGAUGCGAAGGAGAAGAAGAAAGUAUCAGAGAACUUCUAUUUCAACCUGAACUCGGAGUGCACGCGACAGAUGCUGUCUGCUCACGUCCCUCACGCGGACCUCUCGACCCUCAGCCGGAGUGCAGUGUUCGACCUCAUGAACCCCUCGCCUGACAUGUUCCUCGUCGUCCGCGUUGAAAAGGUCCUCCAGGGCGAUGUUAAUGAGUGUGUUGAGCCCUAUAUCAAGGAUGAUAAGAACCGCGAGAAAGUCCGCGCGGGCGCGGCGGCGGCGUGCGCCCGGCUGGGCAAGUACCGCAUGCCGCUGGCGUGGAGCGCCGUGUCGCUGCUGAACAUCCUCAGCGGCUCCAACAGCCUCGAGCGGGACCACGACAAGGACAGCCUCUCCGCCGCCACCAACACUAACAGUCUCGACCGCAAGGCGUCGUCCAGCAGCCUGGAGCAGCUCCGCCGUCGCGCGGGCGAGGUGGGGGGGUCACUGACCCGCAAGGGCUCCAUCGAGCGACGUGCGCACGCGCACAACGCCGACGACCUCGCCAACCAACUCGACUCCUUCAAACCCAUCGCCAUCACCGUCACCAGCUUCUUUAAACAGGAAACGGACAAACUCCGCGACGAAGACCUGUACAAGUUCCUGGCUGAGAUAAAGCGCCCCAGCUCAGCGCCUAAGAAGCUCAAGUGCAUCCCCGGCACGUUGAAGAUUGAGGUGUCUCCGUGUCCUGAGGAGCUGAAGAAUGGACUCACUCCGGAGCUCGCGAAAUUACACCCUUAUGGCGACGACAACGUCCGUCCGUGCAAGGAGAUCCUCCCGUUCCCGUGCCAGACGCCGGCCAUGCCGCACUACCACUACCGCAGCCUGCUGUACCUCGCCGUCAAGGAGAUCAACCUCAACGCAUACACCAGCCGGACUGGAUCCGCCAGGAAUAUUACGGUCCGCAUCCAGCUAAUGUCAGGAGAGAGCGAGGGCUCCGCCCUGCCAGCAAUAUUCGGCCGCAGCUCCUGUCCAGAGUUCACCAACGAGGCAUACACCACCGUGCUCUACCAUAACAAGAACCCGUCUCUAUACGACGAGAUAAAGCUGAAGCUGCCAGCGGACCUGGGCGACCAGCAUCAUCUACUGUUCACGUUCCUACACGUCUCCUGCCAGAGGAAACCCGUCGCACCUGACCAGGAGAAGAACCUCGAGACUCCUGUUGGAUACUCUUGGCUCCCUCUAUGCCGUAACGGCAAGCUGACGUGCGGAGACUUCAGCCUGCCCGUGAUGCUGGAGGAGCCCCCGCCCAACUACUCGUACAUAUUCCCCGACGUACAACUACCCGGCACGAGGUGGAUCGACAACCACAAGCCUAUAUUCAACAUCACGCUCGAUGCCCACACUACUGUACACCCGCUGGACGGUUACAUCGAGCGGUUCGCGAUGGCUUGCGAGGCGGUGCAGGAAGGGAAUAUCCCACCCCGCAUCGGGCUCGCUAACAUGGAGGCUGAGUUGAGAGCCAGUAUAACGGAGCUGCCGACGGCGAGCGUGGAGGUGCUGGCGCGGUACCUGCCCGUGGUGCUGGACAAGCUGCUGCACCUGCUGGUGGCGCCGCCCGCGCUCGCCGGGCACACGCUCAACAUCGCGCAGGACGUCUUUACUUGUCUCGCGCACAUAUUCACUGAUAUAUCGAACAUGAACGAAGGCGCGACCUGCGACAACCACGGCCGCAGCGGUCUGAUCACCACCUACAUCCAGUACCAGUGCACCAUCCCCCGACCCUCGCUCACUGACAGAGACAUCGGCCUGCCACUGCCCCCUGCAGUGAUGACGGACGGGUCGUGUAAGAUCCUGCACGAGGAGCUGGCGCUGCAGUGGGUGGUGGCCAGCGGCGCCACCAGGGACCUCGCCAUGCAGAACUCUUGGGCCCUAUUCGAGCUGAUGGUGAAAUCGAUGGUAGAGUACUUGUACUGGAGCGGGGCGCACGAGGCGCGGCGCAAGGCUCGCUUCCCCGACCAGUUCACGGACGACCUCACCACGCUCGUCAACAACGUCACCACGGAGAUCAUCUCUAGAUACGGCAAAGAUAGUCGCCUCACCCAGAGCCUGAACAACAGCCUGGCAUUCUUCCUGUUCGAGCUGCUGAGCGUGAUGGACCGCGGCUACGUCUUCAACCUGAUUCGAACCUACUACAAGCAGAUGUGCGCUAAAAUCGCCUCGCUGCCUGAUGCUGUGCCCCUUGUUCACUAUAAGCUGGCCUUCCUCCGCAUAAUAUGUUCCCACGAGCACUACGUGUCGCUGAACCUGCCGCAGCCGCUGGGCGGAGCCCCGGGGGGCGUGUCCCCCGCCGCGUCCUGGCAGUCGCUAGGGUCCCAGUCCAGCGCCCCGCCGCGACACACGCUGGGACACGAGUUCCGCUCGCGACACUAUCUGGCCGGACUCUUGCUCACUGAGCUCACUAACGCUUUGGAGUUGCAGUCCCCGGUGCUGCAGUGCGCGGCGGUGGGGGGCGUGCUGGCGCUGCUGACGGCGCACGACGCCGACCCGCGCCUGGCGCCGCCCGACACCAAGGCGCGCGUCGCCGCGCUCUACCUGCCGCUGCUCGGCAUCGCCAUGGACGCGCACCCGCAGCUCUACCGGGGCUUCUCCACCAACAAAGAAGUACUACAGCUGGACAGUGAAAUAGGACAGUUCAGCAACUUGCACACCGCGUCGUCUCCCGAGGGGGAUUUUAAGCAGAGCGGGCGCCCCCCGUUCAACAGCGAGACGAGCCGCAACCUGGUGAUGUGCGUGGUGUGGGUGCUGAAGUGGAGCUCCCGCCCCGCCCUCGCCGCCACCGUGGCCGACCUGCCGCCGCACUCGCUGCACGCGCUGCUCGCGCUCAUCGACCUCGCCUUCCGCUGCCAGGAGUACAAGGGUCGUAAAGAACUACUGAAGUGCGCACAACAGAACGUGCGCAAGACGACGGACAUCAAGGCGAAGCUGGAGGACGUCAUCCUGGGACAGGGCUCCGCAAGGAACGACUUCAUCAUGAGGAGGAAAGGUGUGUCGGGUGUAGGUGCGUGUCGCCGCGAGCGCUGGCGCAAGGACCUGUGGCGGGGCGGAGCCCGCGCCGAGGGCGGAGCCCCGCCCACACCGCAGCCUGCGCUGGCUGCUGCACUCGCUGCCGAGGUCUCACUCACACUGCUGCAAGCACUGGAUACUAUUGUGCAGUCGUGCGCCAGCCUGGAGUGCGGGCAGGCAGUAUGCAGCGCGGCGCUGCAGGUGGUGCUGCGCGCGCUGCAGCGGAACCAGAGCGGCACCGUGCUGCAACACAUGUUCGCCACGCUCCGGGCGCUCAUUGUCAAGCUGGGCUGGUCGUGUUGCGGCGAGGAGUCUGGCAUCUGCCGCGUCCUGCUCCGCCACUGCGCGGCGCUGUCCGCCGCCACCCGGGCGCACGCCUCCGCCACGCUCUACGCACUCAUGAGGCAGCACUACCAGCUCGGGAACAAUUUCAGCCGUGUGAAGAUGCAGGUGACGAUGUCCCUGUCCUCGCUGGUGGGCACGUCCACCACCUUCAGCGAGGAGUCACUCCGCCGCGCGCUGAAGACUAUACUCGUGUACGCUGAACAUGACUCCGAUCUAGCUGACACUACGUUCCCGGAGCAGGUGAAAGACCUAGUGUUCAACCUGCACAUGAUACUGUCGGACACGGUGAAGAUGAAGGAGUUCCAGGAGGACCCGGAGAUGCUGCUGGACCUCAUGCACCGCAUCGCGCGCGGGUACCAACACAGCCCCGACCUCCGCCUCACCUGGCUCAACAACAUGGCACAGAAACAUAUGGAGCGCUCGAACCACACGGAGGCGGGCAUGUGCCUGGUGCACGGGGCCGCGCUGGUGGCCGAGCAGACCCAGGCCGGGGGCCGCGGGGCGCAGCUACUGGCCCGGGUCACACACAAUGCACUCGACGAGAGCUGCGCUGAUGCUCUACAUCAUCAUCUCACGCAUCUUGAACUACAGGCUCUCCUAGAGCACGCGGCGAGCGAGCUGAUGACCGCGGGUAUGUACGAGACGGUCAACGAGGUGUACAAGGUGCUCAUCCCCAUCGCAGAGGAACACAGGGACUAUAAGAAACUCGCUAAUAUACACAGCAAACUGAACGAGGCGUUCACCCGCAUAGAGCAGUUGCACGGCAAGCGAGUGUUCGGCACGUACUUCCGCGUGUCCUUCUACGGCGCGCGCUUCGGGGACCUCGACGGGGAGGAGUUCGUCUACAAGGAACACGCGCUCACCAAGCUGCCCGAGAUCUUCAGCAGGCUCGAGAACUUCUACGGCGCCCGUUUCGGCGCGGACAACGUGGUGAUAAUAAAGGACUCGAACAUCGUGGACGCGAGCACGCUGGACGCGGACAAGGCGUACAUCCAGAUCACGUACGUCGAGCCAUACUUCGAGCCGCACGAGCUGCGCAAGCGCGUCACGCAGUACGAGAAGAACUAUAAUAUUAAGCGCUUUAUGUACGCGACGCCGUUCACGGUGGGCGGGCGCGCGCACGGCGACAUCGCCGAGCAGUGCAAGAGGAAGACCAUACUCACCACCGCGCACCACUUCCCCUACGUCAAGACUCGGAUACAGGUGGUAUCACGAACGCAAAUAAUACUGACGCCCAUCGAAGUUGCGAUUGAAGAUAUACAGAAGAAGAUCAACGAGCUAGCGGCAGCCACCAGCCAGGAGCCAGCAGACCCGAAGAUGCUGCAGAUGGUGGUACAAGGAUGCAUCGGUACUACCGUCAACCAGGGCCCGCUCGAACUCGCACAGGUGUUCCUAGCUCCAGUAGCCGAAGGCACGCAGCCUCCCACUCGACUCACCAACAAACUACGACUCGCCUUCAAAGACUUCUCCAAGAAAUGUCACGACGCGCUCCGCAAGAACAAGAACCUGAUCGGCAGCGACCAGCGCGAGUACCAGCGCGAGCUGGAGCGGAACUUCCAGCGGUUCACCGAGAGACUCGCGCCCCUCAUACACGCCACGCCCGGGCACGUCGCGCAACUCAGCAAUGGCCUGAGCAAACACGACUACAAGUAUCAAGCGUGAAGCGGUCGCACCAACGACGUCAUAUAACCACCGUCUAUGUACCUACUGUUAUUUUAUAAUUAUUUCUUAAACUUAAAGUAUAGAGAAUAGCAUUAUCAACAGCCCGUGUUAGUCCAUCAACUUCGCCACUUCUAUUCCUGAAUAGAAGUGGCGCUAUAGAAGAGAACACCGAUGUCCUCUCUUUCCCACUCCAUUAUAAAUUUUAUUUCUUAUGUUUAGAAAAUACUUUUAUAUGAACAAUUAUUGUUAUUAAAAUGAACAAGAAUCUAUGGAUUGAU